Oryctolagus cuniculus (rabbit) is the source of this 2243-nucleotide messenger RNA. RefSeq names its product nei like DNA glycosylase 3 (gene NEIL3). The record is from RefSeq and is a predicted model, not a curated record. Lineage: Eukaryota; Metazoa; Chordata; Mammalia; Lagomorpha; Leporidae. Gene Ontology annotation, cellular component: nucleus. Gene Ontology annotation, biological process: base-excision repair. Gene Ontology annotation, molecular function: zinc ion binding; DNA N-glycosylase activity; DNA-(apurinic or apyrimidinic site) endonuclease activity.
UGCGUUCUCGUCUACCGUCCCAGGAAGACGCGGAGGGGAGCCGCAGCGCAUGCGCGGAGGGGCGCGGCCCGCGCCGGGCGGGAGGACUUAAGCCCUGGGCGGGGCUGGGCGCGCGGGAGAUUUGAACUUUCUCUCUGCCGUCUGUGCCCGCGCGGAGGUUAACUUACCCUGCAGUCUCCUCAGCGGGCCCGCAGCUAGGUGGGCCACAGUGCUGGCUCGGCGAUGGUGGAAGGACCAGGCUGUACUCUGAAUGGAGAGAAAAUUCGGACGCGGGUGCUCCCGGGCCAGGCGGUGACCGAGGUACGGGGUACCGCUCUGCCCAGCCUGCAGGGUGCGGCGUUGCCCCUCGCAGCCUCCGCAGCUGUGGUCUCUUCCCAGGAUUCUGCAUUGAAUGAUAAUAAUUAUUACAUCCAGAAUGUCUCAAGACAAUUCCAUGGAUAUGUUUAUAGUGGUGUGGAAACUUUGGGGAAGGAGCUCUUCCUGUACUUUGGGCCAAAAGCUGUACGGAUUCAUUUUGGAAUGAAGGGUUUCAUCAAGAUCAAUCCACUUGAGUAUAAAAACAAAAAUGGAGUUCCUCCUGUUUUUGAAGUGCAGCUCACCAAAGAUUUGAUUUGUUUCUUUGACUCAUCAGUAGAACUCAGAAACUCAAUGGAAAGCCAACAGAGAAUAAGAAUGAUGGAAGAAUUAGAUGUGUGUUCACCAAAGUUUAGUUUCUCAAGAGCAGAAACUGAAAUAAUAAAGCAGAAAGGUCGAAUGCUAUGUGAUGUGCUACUGGAUCAAAAAGUGUUGCCUGGAGUAGGGAACAUCAUCAAAAAUGAAGCUCUCUUUGACAGUGGUGUCCACCCAGCUGUUAAGGUUUGUCAGUUAACAGAUAAACAGACCCAUCACCUUGUGAAAAUGGUACGCGAUUUCAGCAUUCUGUUUUACAAGUGUCUCAAGACAGGAUUGGCCAUCUCAAAACACUAUAAGGUUUACAAGCGUCAUAAUUGUGGUCAGUGUCACUGCAAAAUAACUGUGUGUCGCUUAGGGGAGAAUAAUAGAAUGACAUAUUUCUGUCCUCAUUGUCAAAAAGAAAAUCCUCAACUUAUUGACAUAUGCAAGCUGCCAACUAGAAAUACUGUCGUUGGUUGGAAAUCUAGCAGAGAGGAUCAUCUUAUGGACUCUGUGGCUCAGAAAUCUGAAGAGCAAUGGGUCUGUGUCGCCUGCACACUGAUAAAUAAGCCCUCUUCUAAAGCAUGUGAUGCUUGCUUGACCUCAAGGCCUGUUGAUUCACUGUUCAAGAAUGAAGAAAACUCUGUUGCCUUUAACAGUUUAGUGAAGUACCCUUGUAAUAGCUUUGGAAAGCCACAUACAGAACUGAAGAUCAACAGGAAAACUGCAUUUGGAACUACAACCCUUGUCUUGACUGAUCUUAGCAAUAAAUCCAGUACUUUGGAAAGAACAAAAAGCCCAAACCAGAUACUAGAUGGGGAAUUUCAAAACUUGCCUUCUACUAACAUUUCUCUUAGUGAGGCACAGUACCCCUCUAAGGAGAGAACAAACUAUGUAGCUCAACCCUCUAACAAAGUAAAGAUAGCACCUACAGUCUUCUCUCAAUCUAAAUUAUUCAGUCCUGCACAUAAAAAAUUGAAAACAACCCACUACUCAUCAUUAGACCUCCAAAGUUGCAAGCCUGGAUUUUCUAACAGUGAACUUCAGAUUAAUAUGACAGAUGGUCCUUGUACCUUAAAUGCUGGCAGUCCUCGAUGCAGUAAACACAACCGCCUCUGCAUUCUCCGAGUUGUGAGGAAGGACGGUGAAAACAAGGGAAGGCAGUUUUAUGCUUGUCCUCUACCUGGAGAAGCACAAUGUGGCUUUUUUGAAUGGGCUGAUUUGUCCUUCCCACUCUGCAACCACGGCAAGCGCUCCAUUAUGAGAACGGUGUUGAAGAUUGGGCCUAAUAAUGGAAGGAAUUUCUUUGUGUGCCCUCUUGGGAAGGAAAAACAGUGCGAUUUUUUCCAGUGGGCAGAAAACAGGCCAGGGAAUUAAUAUGAUUCCAGGUUGCUAAUAUUUUCUCCAUCUAUAGCAUAUCUGGCAUUUGAUCUCUUUAGACUUUUUAUAAUGUCUAUUCCCCUUUCUUUAACUGAAAGAUGCAGAAUACCUGUUAUAUUCAAAGUUAUUGCAGCAUUUGAAAACUCAAUUUAUUCUUUUUGUAUGUGUUUUGUUUAACCUUAAUAAAUGCUUAUUUUAUCAGAUGUACAGCA